AUGGAAAUGGUGGAUUGGCACUUGAGCCGAAACAAGGUGUUGUUAUAUAGCUGUGCCCUUUUCAUUACAGUUACAAUAGGUCUUCAUUUGACUCUAUAUUUCCAAACAUUCUUCGUUAUCAUCAAUUCGUCAUCAUCAUCAUUGCCUGCAUCACCUGUUGUAGAUUCUAUAAAUCAUGAUUCUUGUGUCACUUGGCUUCAUGAUAUUGCAUUUAAGAAUAAAGAUUCAAACUUUAGUUAUGAUGAUUCUGAGGCGUGGAAGUGGGUAGAUUCUAAUAGCCACGUAGUAGACUGUAUGUAUAAGAAGUUGAGUAAAUCUGAAGCGUCUGAUUUACUAAAGGGCUUGUGGAUUGUUGUGAUUGGUGAUUCACAGACAAGAUAUACUAUGGAUGCGUUUUUGGAACUGUUAAUGGGACCAGAGGAGAUUGAAAGGGUUAGAGGGGAUUUUAAGAGGCAUAGUGAGUACCAUAUUACUCUUGAUGCUAUUGGGUUAAAUAUGGAUUUUAUCUGGGCACCUUAUGUCAGAAACUUGACAGAUUGGUUGGUUCAAUCUAAGAAGAAGAGGUACUUGCCAGAUAUUAUCAUAAUGGGUGCAGGCACAUGGGAUAUAAUUUAUGUGAAUAACAUCACAGAUUUUGUUGUCUCAGUUAAGAUGUUGAAUGAUUCUGUGAUGCCAUUGUUAGCUGUUACUCCCGAAUCUGAAUUCAGGGAUAAGCCAGUAGAGAUAUGGGCACCUCAUAUGUUUUGGACAGGGAUGCCAACAUAUGUACACUCAAUGUUAAAUACAAAGGUAAAGAGGGAGGCGCUGACUAAUGAAAAAUGUAAAGCUUAUCUAAUACAUGAACGUAAGCUCUUGCGCAAUUUUGGUGGACCACUUUUCUGGUUGGAUUACCACUCAUUGACUGGUAAAUGUGGAUCAUCAUGUACUGUUGAUGGGAUGCAUUUCAAGGUUGUGUACCAAGCUGCAGUACAAAUCAUGUUGAAUGUAAUACUUCUCGAGUCCCAGCAGAGGUUGGCAUGA
Oldenlandia corymbosa var. corymbosa is the source of this 1020-nucleotide messenger RNA. The record is from the annotation of a GenBank genome assembly. NCBI's taxonomy places the organism in Eukaryota, Viridiplantae, Streptophyta, Magnoliopsida, Gentianales, Rubiaceae.